Messenger RNA from Diorhabda carinulata, 738 nucleotides. RefSeq lists its product as uncharacterized. The coding region runs from base 261 to 653 and encodes 130 amino acids. Gene Ontology annotation, molecular function: cyclin-dependent protein serine/threonine kinase inhibitor activity. The record is from RefSeq and is a predicted model, not a curated record. Gene Ontology annotation, biological process: regulation of cell cycle. Gene Ontology annotation, cellular component: nucleus. The transcript has 2 exons. Lineage: Eukaryota; Metazoa; Arthropoda; Insecta; Coleoptera; Chrysomelidae.
AAAGUGAGCUAGACCACGCGUCGCGGUUGCAUUAACUGCAUUCGGAGUUCAUAGAUCGUGCAAGGUGCGUCGACCGUAUGCGAACGUUGUUGUUAAUCGAUUUUGGACGCCCGCUGAAGUGUCGAGACGCCGAGUCGCGGCCAUUUUACCUCAAAAUAGAACGAUUUUGUUUGUUUUCGUUGAGUUUUUCGGAUUAAUCUUUAGAGUACGUGGUGCAUUCAAGUGAUUACGUAUCGAAUCGAAUUCGUGCCGUUCAUAUCAUGACAGAUCAAAAAUUAUUAAUGGCUGAAGAUAAGCGUCUCACAACAUCGAGUACAUCAAAUGUGACUUGCUGCUCUAAUUCUGAUAAAAAUAAUGCAGUUUCUUCUGAAACUCAAUCAGAAAAAUCAAAAUUAGAAAAAAAUAAUGGCGUGAACGGGCUCAAUCACGUUUGUAGGACAAUUGAUUUCGGCGAUUCAUCUAGUAUCGAUGACAUGUUUGCAUCCUAUGACGAGACUCAACGACAACAACAAAGAGAAAAAUGGAAUUUCGAUUUUGCUAACGAAGUACCUUUGGAAGGAGAUUGGGAAUGGGAAAGAGUACCGGCGGAAAGUCCAAAAGCUCAAGUAGUUGUGUCUUCUUUGAAGAAAAAUAGAGAAAGUAGAAAUGUUUGAAGCGACUAAAAAAUCUAGAAUAUCUAAGAUUAAUGGUUUUUUUUUCAAUAAUUUCUUUUUAUCAAUAAAAAAUUAACUCGUCAAA